Schistosoma spindalis is the source of this 1041-nucleotide messenger RNA. The record is from the annotation of a GenBank genome assembly. Lineage: Eukaryota; Metazoa; Platyhelminthes; Trematoda; Strigeidida; Schistosomatidae.
AUGGAGGCUGAGGCUAGCUAUGAUUUUGUUGCCAACGCUGAAGAUGAACUUGGAUUUAAAAAAGGAAGUCUCUUAAAGAUACUAUGUGUAGAAGACGAUCCUAACUGGUACCUAGCCGAACAGGAAGGCCGAACAGGUUUAAUACCGUGCAAUUACAUUACAAUGCGUCCUCACCCCUGGUACAUCCGACACUGUAGUCGUAUGGAAGCCGAAGAAAGACUUCAAGAAAUUGAUCAAGAAACAGCACAGCAUUUGCAACCUGAUGGAGCUUUUAUAUUGCGUCAAAGUGAAGCAGACGGUAAAGGAUUUAGUUUGUCUGUGAAACAAGGUUGUGAAGUACUUCAUUUUAAAGUACUUCAAGACGAAGCUGGAAAAUAUUUUUUCUGGUUAUCCAAAUUUGAUUCCAUUAACCAAUUAAUUGAUCAUCAUCGAAAGACAAGUAUAUCACGUAAUCGUUUAUUGACUUUGGUUGAUCUUGUCCCAUCUAAGCGUUUCCCUACUAAUGUACGAAAAUAUCAACUUGAUCGAGUAAUAGCCCGGUUUGAUUUCGAGACAAAAGGUGCCGGUGAAUUAUCUUUACAUCGUGGUGAUGUUAUCGAAGUGAUUAAUCGUAAUGAUGAAAAUUGGUGGCGUGGUCGUACAUCCGAUGGACGGUGUGGCCUAUUUCCAUCAAAUUUUGUAGAUGAUUUACCUUCAGUCAUAUAAAUAAAUUUUCAGAAAACUAUUGCUUUAGAAACUAGUAAGUAACUAAUCAAUCAAUCAUUCACAAAUGUUGCCUCGUUAACUUUCUUUUAUACUUCAAAAUCUUUCUCUCUGUGUGUGUGUGUGUGAGUGUUUGGACAUAAGCAUCCUUAAUUUCUGUAAACAUAUACAUGUAGCUGUCUUUUUCUCUCUUUUUAUCUUACUGACAAGGAUUUGACCUCGUUCAGCUUUGUAUUGAUAUAUUCUUUUCUAAUAGCUAUACAUACAUUUAUCAUGAAAAAGAAAGUAUAAACGAACAACACGUGCAUAUAAUUUACAUAAUAGAGCACAAUAAACCUC